Molecule: messenger RNA, 970 nt
Organism: Gryllus bimaculatus (two-spotted cricket)
Lineage: Eukaryota; Metazoa; Arthropoda; Insecta; Orthoptera; Gryllidae
Source: the annotation of a GenBank genome assembly
UGAUUUGAGUAAUUACGUGUGUAUACCAUCGAUUUGAGUGUUUAAAGUGUUUUGUUUUAUUCUGUACAUGACAGCGGCGUUUUCAUGUCGUGUUUAACCUCUCACAUGAAUCUUCGUGUUUGAGUAAUUUAGAUGUUGAGGCUAGUUAUAAGUUUUCUUGUAGAUGUUUGGAGAAGUCAGACAUUUUUUGAGACUGGACAGUAAUUUGUUGUUUCGUAGCUUGUAUUUCGUUAAGGAAACAAAGGCACUUGGGCAUUGUGUUUACCGGCGCACUUGCUGUUUGAAACCAGCAAAAAUCUCUUUUUCGGCACUAUCUAUAAAAGGAGAAAGUUACAUACUAUCUUUUGUCAAACAGCGAACAGUGUUUUAUAGGUCUGCCAUGUCGUGCAACGAAACGAAACUUACUGAAAGAACUACGGGUGGCAAUUUGCAGUCAGGGCAAGAUAUUAAGGAUAAUAGUGACAAUGUGGAAAAUAAUGCGAGAAUCUCGAGUGACAAUUUGUAUUUAGAACAAGAACUUAAGAAUAAUGACAGCGAAGGCAAGAUGAAUGUUGAAGACAGUAAUGUCUUGGAAGGUCCUGUGAUGACUCUGGACAGUGUUACUUCUGUUGAACAUAGUGAUUAUCCCCAAGAAGUGGGUGAGGUAUCAUCGGUAUCAAUUAGUGAUACCGUAAUUGCUGGAAUAACUACAAGCAUCGCCUCCCAGUGUACACCAAAGAUCGAGGAAGAAUCUAUUGUUGUGAUGAAAUAUUGUUGGACUGACGAUGAAGGAACAUCUGGGAAAGAAAAUGAGGAUUCGGACUCUGAGGUUUCACGUUCCAGUGCCUAGCCUGGUCGUUUUCCUGCCGGGGUCCUUACCUGGCCGCCAGAUACGGACUACAGUGAACGUGAGACGAACGAGAAGUGAAGGGAGGACGGACCGGCCAUACAUUUCAUUUGGGUGUUGGUUUCCCAUCCCAGUUUAUUCUCG